Schistocerca gregaria is the source of this 3145-nucleotide messenger RNA. RefSeq names its product dnaJ homolog subfamily C member 1. The record is from RefSeq and is a predicted model, not a curated record. NCBI's taxonomy places the organism in Eukaryota, Metazoa, Arthropoda, Insecta, Orthoptera, Acrididae. Gene Ontology annotation, cellular component: endomembrane system. The coding region runs from base 855 to 2207 and encodes 450 amino acids. The transcript has 8 exons.
AAGUUUGUUACUAUCGUUUUGUUGUAAUCAAGAUUCAUUGUGUGAUCGAUAAGAGAAUAAAAUAAAUGAAGAAGUCCAGAUUAAAUUGAGUCCUUAAUGAACUUAGGUUGCAACAUUGAUUUAGACAUUGUAUGUAUGGAGCUAUUUUACGACGGACUGAGUUAAAAAAAUAAAAGAAGAGGCCAUUUCCGUAUGUUCGAAAAUAUUAACGACGAACCAUGUUUGGCGUGUAAUGUUAAGAAACAAGAAUCUGCUAAAUAAGCCAUGAGUGCCCGCGUUUGAAUGAGUCGGUGAGGUAAAGGCCGAGAAGGAAAUAAGGUGGAAAAUUUUAUGGGAUCUCAGGCGUAGAAGUCACAUUGAACUCAAGUAACUUCCCAGAACUUACUCAUACUUCCAUGCCUCAAGACGGACGUCUUGUCAUUACCAUGAGGCAAGUUCAUAAAUGUUUAUUUCCAAAUAUGUUGACUAUUUUUUAGGGUUCUAUGAGACCAUCGAGACUUCUUUCUGAGUUUACAUAAUACACGGCGGUUGACUCACAAAUAACAUGGACUCGUUGGGGCAAAGAGCCUAAAUGAUUGUAUUUUACCCCCAUGUCAUAUGGGAUACGUUGUCAUGGUGACGUUGCGGGCGAAGUAGGGGUUUCUGAAUGUUGUUUCGUCUCCUUCAUCACUAACAAGGUAGCAAAAUAUGACAAUUGGUAGGAUCGCCAAUGCCUGGAUCAGUUGGUGUCGUCAGACUCUGCUGUUUCAAAAAACAAAUAUAAAUGUUGAGGGUUAAUACCACUAACUUCCAGUUAGAAAUUUUAAUAAUAUAUUAUUCCUACCAUUCUACUGCAGCAAAGUAACGAGAAGCCAAUGAAUCUUAGAAGAUGUGUGUUGAUUGUCGUGUUGUUUUGUGUGAGUGUUGGAUGUUGGGACACGGAGGAGCUGGAGAUAUUCGAUUUAGUGGAGGAAGUUGACACGAAUUUCUAUUCUUUAUUAGAUGUUCCACAGGAUGCAGACGCCGCGGUCAUACGUAAGGCUUACAGAAGAUUGUCGCUACAGAUUCACCCAGAUAAGAAUGAUGCACCAGACGCAGAAAUUAAGUUUCGGCAGCUUGUGGCAGUUUAUGAAGUUCUUCGUGAUCAAAGGAAGCGUGCAUUGUACGAUCGAGUGCUGGAGAAUGGGCUUCCAGAUUGGAAGCAUGCAGUGUAUUAUUACAGACGUGUACGGAAGAUGGGCCUUGCUGAAAUGUCAUUCAUACUGUUUGUGAUAGUAACAGUUGGACAGUACAUUGUGGCAUGGGCUGCAUAUCUGGAGAAGAAGUAUACAGCACAACAGUUUUUAGAAGCAAAACUAAAGAGACUACAGAAAAAACAGAAGAAAGGAAAAUAUGAUGGGCCUGCUCUUCCAGAUACAAUAGUUUUAGAGAUUCCUUCACCAAGGGUUUGGGACACCUUGCCAUUCCAGUUACCAAGGAUGCUGUGGUUCGUCCUGACAUUGUGUCCACAGAGUGUGCUGCUAAUAAAGAACAUGCUCGCAAGACGGCAGCAGAGGAAAGAGGAAGACACAGCUGAAUCUGAGGAAGAGGACGAAGAACCUGUUAUGCAAGUACGUGAAGUUGCUGCGAGGGGCCCACGUCGCCGCAAGCCCAAAUUUGCCCCGCCUGAGGUACUGGCUGCUGAAAAUGAACUGCCACAUGAUUUGAGCACAGCUCAAUCUUCUGGGUCAGUUGAUGACUUGUCAGCCCCGGAAGAAGAUACAGUAGCUCCUUACAUAUCAGGUGGCCUGUGGACAGAUGACGAUCUAGCUGAGCUGUCUCGUCAGCUUAAACGAUAUCCACAAGGCACUCCACAGCGUUGGGAAAAAGUGGCCGCUGCGAUGCACAGGCCGGCAGCAGAGGUGGCACAUAUGGCAAAGAAGGUGAAAGAAGAGGGUUAUCGUCCUCCACAGGUCACAACAGAAGAGCUCCCUCGGAAAACAAAAACGCGUGCUGCAGAAUCAGCACUGCCAGCUGCCUCAGAGUGGAGUCAGCCACAACAAAAAGCUCUUGAAAAUGCUCUUACAAAAUUCCCUAAAGGAGGAUCAGGAGAUCGUUGGGAGAAAAUUGCGAAAUGUGUUCCAGGAAAGACGAAAGAAGAAUGCAUGUAUCGUUAUAGACAACUGGUGGAGUUAGUAAAGAAGAAAAAGGAGAAUACUGCAGAAUGUGUGCCAAUGGCAGAGCCUUAGGUUGCAUCCAUGGAGGCAGCCUAUUGUUUAAGUAUUAUUUCAGGUGCUUCCUGUUUUGCGGGCAUUUACAUUUCUUUGUAAACUACAAAACAAAGUUAAGUUAUACACAAAUGAUUGAAUACUGUUUUAUAUUGUAGUACACCUUGAACUACGUUUGUAUCACGUUUUAUGAAUGCUCUAUUGAAAAAGUGUAUCAUUGUUCCUAAUGUGUGGAUGUAUGUUGUGAACUUGCUGUCUGUGAAAUUUUUCAAAGGUCAGAGAUGUGUACAUUUUAAGUGUGACUUUACUGCAAACUCCUAACAAAGAAUAGUUAGGCUAUGUACAUAAUGAACAAGGUGUAAUUACCAUUUAUUUGUGUUAACUAUUGAAUGAUUUGUUUUGAGGAAAGACCAAAAAGAAAUAGCAUAUUUAUAAAAAACUAUGAAUACAUAUAUGAAUUUAUGAUUGUUACUAUUUUGCAGCAUCAAAGAAUAGUGAAAAUGUAAUGUGCUUGGGCUGCAUGAAGAACUGUCAGAUGUUUAUACUUGUACAGAACAAAGAUACACGUCACUAAUGAACAUGUAAACACUUUACAUACCAUAUAGUGUUACUAUUUGUUUUUGAAGUUUUCCCAUUGCUCCACUGCAAAAAUCUUCUUCUUAAACUUGAUUUCUCAGCAAUUGAUAUAUCCAUGUCCAGUUUGAAAUUCCAUCAGCUGUUGUUUCCUACUGCAGUGAAAGUCUGCUCAUUUUAAUGAUCACAAAAUUUCAGUUUUCACAUUGUCCAUAACCAGCUUUUGUCAACUGAACUGGAAAUUUUUAUGUUGUUUUCUAUAAACAGAAUCUGAGAGUUUAGUAUAAAAGUAUGCCAACAUACUUUUGGAAUAGCAUUUUUUAUUUAAUACUAUUUAAUGAUUUUUCUUGUGUGCUCCAAAUAAAAAAUAACAACAUAAGUAGAAA